Molecule: messenger RNA, 3237 nt
Organism: Rhagoletis zephyria (snowberry fruit fly)
Lineage: Eukaryota; Metazoa; Arthropoda; Insecta; Diptera; Tephritidae
Gene: TTLL3A
Product: Tubulin tyrosine ligase-like 3A
Biological process (GO): protein polyglycylation; cilium assembly; cilium movement
Cellular component (GO): axoneme; microtubule cytoskeleton
Molecular function (GO): protein-glycine ligase activity, initiating
Source: RefSeq, a predicted model, not a curated record
AUGCAUGAGAAACCAUGUGAAAAUACCACAGAAAAUGCAACAGAAACGCGCAAGAGAUCAAGAACUAGCGGUGACAAGCAAUUGCCGACAGAUGGAAAAUUGAAAAGUGCGUCAACGAAGCUGCCGCCAACCAGGCCAACACUUGCAAACGAAGAAGCAGAAUCUGCAUCUGCCAUUCAAGUCGUAACAAAUGGAGUUACGGCGAAUGCACAGACAAGCGCCACGGAAUCAGCAACGAAAAUAAAUCCAGCAAACAGCCACACUACCAUUACGGCAACAUCUACAACGGCUACGAAACCUACAACUGCCACAAUCACCACUGCGACGGGCAGAGAGAUAAUACCAAGCGCACCGCCAAGCAAUUAUUGCAACCGACGCACUUGGAUCACAACCGAUCGCCUAAAUGAGUUACGUCGUCGCGCACAGGAGGCGGUCAAACAUAAUAAAACCUUUACUAUACGCGGCUCAUUCCAUUCCGUACGCAAUGCGCUCGUAACACGCGGUUGGAUUGAAAAGUUGGAUGUGCAUCGCAAACAAAUUCCAACAGGCGUCUGUCAAGUGACUUACGAUGAUUUGGCACAGGGCCUGCCUAAACGCAAGCCGGGCGAGACGCGACGCCAGUAUAUUGGCAAGUGUGAACGCAACAUUAUGUCGCGCUUUCUCGAACAUAUGCCCAUCGACUUUUUGUGGACUAAUCGUAAGGAGAAAUGCGAUUAUAUAGACCAAGCUAAAAAUCCCGGUAUGAUUAUAAAUAAAUUCCAUCGCGCGCCAUUCACCUCGAAGGAGGGUUUAUGCGCGCAGUUGAAGGACUUCCAUUGGUUUUACGAGGAGGGCAUGUCUGAGCUAUACUUUCCGCGUUGUUACAACGUUUGGAGUCUCGAAGAGUUGGCCGAAUUCAUGGAUAAUUUCAAGCUUACCGCUUGCAUUGCAUUCGUACGCAUCGUAGUUGAUCGUUACCGCCGAAAGGGACUCGAUGCGAUCUUCUCCACCAUGGGCACGGUGCCAUACAACAGCAUUGAUUUUGCGCUCAAACGCUGUGGUGAUUACUUAGAUAGUUGUCAGCAUAAGGAUAUUGAUUUGGAGGAUUUGUCACGCGUGUGGGAACAUGAGUGGGAUGUGUUUUUUCAUCAGCAUCAGCAGGUCGUUAUAGAGGAGGCGAAAAUUUUUACCGAACCAACGCGCGCGCCAGAGUAUACAAUGAAAGCGAGUAUACAACUUUUGGAAAAUUUACAAAGCUAUUGGCCGCAGUAUACGCUAGAUGGCUACCAGAAUUUAUGGAUUGUUAAACCAGCGAAUAAGUGUCGUGGGCGUGGCAUACAAUUAAUGGAUAAUUUGAAGAAAAUAUUGGUGCUUGUAAAUCCGUCAAUCGGUUCAAAGAGUCGCUAUGUGGUGCAAAAGUAUAUAGAACGUCCUCUAACCAUACACCAUACCAAGUUCGAUAUUCGUCAGUGGUUUCUCAUUACCAACGUGCAACCACUUGUCGUUUGGAUGUACAAAGAGAGUUAUUUGCGUUUCAGCUCACAGGAGUAUAGCCUGAGUAAUCAUCACGAAUCGGUACAUUUGACUAAUCAUGCCAUUCAAAAGAAGUACAAUAAUGGUAAACGGGAUAAACGCCUACCCAUAGAGAAUAUGUGGGAUUGUUAUUCAUUUCAAGCGUAUUUGCGUCAAAUCGGCAAAUAUGAUAUGUGGCAGGAGCGCAUCUAUCCGGGUAUGAAGAAGGCUAUCGUGGGCACAAUGUUGGCAUCGCAAGAAAAUAUGGAUCGUCGUCCAAAUACAUUCGAAUUAUUCGGUGCAGAUUUUAUGAUAUGCGAGGAUUUCUAUCCGUGGUUGAUCGAGAUCAAUUCAAGCCCCGAUUUGGGUGCAACGACCAGUGUGACGGCGCGCAUGUGUCCACAAUGUCUGGAGGAUGUAAUAAAAGUAGUCAUCGAUCGUCGAUUGGAUCCAAAAUCUGAUAUGGGAAACUUUGAACUGAUCUAUCGCCAAGUCGUGCCGCCUACACCCGCCUACAUGGGGCUCAACCUGUUCGUUAAGGGCAAACAAAUCGUUACCAAACUGCCACACCAUCACCAUCAUCAUCAUCAUCAUCAUCAGACACAGCAACGUGACCGUCCCGCCCUAAACGGUCAUGCGUAUCGCCAUCGUGCCACUAUCACACCAGCCAUCUCGAAUGUACACAAAGCAAUGCCCACCUUCAAUGCCACGGAAUAUGUGGAGAAAUACAUUAUGGAGGCAGGCAAUAGCAGUCGCAGCAGCAUAAGCGGUGGUAUUGGUAGUGGUCUUACCACUUCGGGUGCCAUCAUACACUCCUCGCCCACGCCAAUGCAAAUGGUGCAGAAUGCACGCCGUAAAUAUCAUACGACUCCGCAGGCGCAAGUAAUGAUCUGUCCGAAUCUGCUGAAAACGCCGCGCUCACAAAUCGGCACACGGCGCAAAUCCUUCACAAAUCUCUCAAACAAAGCUAACACAAUGCCACCUAGAGGUGCGAAGGAUCAACAGCAGGCGUCGGCGGUGCCGCUUAUCAAGCGACAUCGCAGUUGUGGGCCGCGGCUAAGCAGCGGCAGCGCAACUGCUAACAUCAGCGGGGCAACCAAUGAAGUUGAUAAAAACUUCAAGUUCAUUAUUAAAAAAUGCGGCAUACCACAGGCUGCGGAGGUCAAAGUUCACACGCCAUUUUCAAAUAAUCAAACACCCGAUGAAAGCCUUACGUUGCACGCAAUCAAAAGCAAAAGCGCCGAUAACAUUAUUGAUAUAUUACGUAGAAUGAAAGGUCAACAGCAGCGUUUGACAAUGCAACAACAAGGGCUGCUACAAGCCACAAAACCACCGGCGCGCAGUCGAAGUGUGACGGCGAGUGAGUUGCACACCGCAGCUGUAAGCGAGAAGUCACUCAAGUCUUUGUUGGGCAGACAAACGAAGGCAGCGGCGGCAGCGGCGGAGGCGGCGAGUACUACCGAUGCAGCGCAAGUUACACAGAAAGGUUGCAAUUCCGCAAACAUAAGCACUGUGGGGCGUAGUCUUGUAACCUGGCGUCGCUCUAGGCGCCAUCAUAAUAAUCGUUUAACCGCAACCGCUAACAGCACUAAGUCAGCGUCCGCCAGUGUUUAUGUUUGCAAGAAGACGCCAAUGUCGAUGUUGGCUGUCACGGCUACCCACCACAACUUGGGCUUAACGGUCGCGGAGCGUAGUACACGCAACACCAACGCCACCACAGCUUCCAACGUCCAACGCCAUAGCUAA